Messenger RNA from Zea mays, 1505 nucleotides. Its product is annotated as cinnamyl alcohol dehydrogenase 1. Gene Ontology annotation, molecular function: oxidoreductase activity, acting on the CH-OH group of donors, NAD or NADP as acceptor; zinc ion binding. The record is from RefSeq and is marked provisional. Lineage: Eukaryota; Viridiplantae; Streptophyta; Magnoliopsida; Poales; Poaceae. The transcript is spliced from 5 exons. The coding region runs from base 114 to 1226 and encodes 370 amino acids.
AAUCGCAGUAUCGGCACCGUUCUUCCCCGCUUCUCCAGUCCAGCUCACCAGCCGCCCCCCCUCCGCUGCUGACACUGCGAAGUGCGAAUCAAAGCCACCACCGCGCACAAACCAUGGCACCGGUGGAGGCGGAGCAGCACCGGCGGAGGGCGUUGGCGCUCGCGGCGCACGACGCCUCCGGCGCCGUCUCCCCCAUCCGCAUCUCGCGAAGGGACACUGGAGAUGACGAUGUUGCCAUACAGAUACUGUACUGCGGGAUAUGCCACUCUGACCUGCACACCAUCAAGAACGAGUGGAAGAACGCCAACUACCCUGUUGUCCCUGGGCACGAGAUCGCCGGGCUGAUCACCGAGGUUGGCAAGAACGUGAAGAGGUUCAACGUCGGAGACAAGGUUGGCGUCGGGUGCAUGGUCAACACAUGCCAGUCCUGCGAGAGCUGCGAGGGAGGGCACGAGAACUACUGCUCCAAGAUCAUCUUCACCUACAACUCCCACGACAGGGACGGCACCGUCACCUACGGUGGCUACUCUGACAUGGUUGUCGUCAACGAGCGCUUCGUCAUCCGGUUCCCUGAUGGCAUGCCCCUCGACAGAGGCGCGCCGCUGCUCUGUGCAGGGAUAACCGUGUACAACCCCAUGAAGCACCACGGGCUAAACGAGGCAGGCAAGCACAUCGGCGUGGUUGGACUCGGGGGGCUUGGGCACGUCGCCGUGAAGUUCGCGAAGGCGUUCGGGAUGAGGGUGACCGUGAUCAGCACGUCCCCGGGGAAGAGGGAGGAAGCUAUGGAGACGCUUGGUGCAGACGCCUUUGUUGUCAGCGGUGAUGCUAACCAGAUGAAGGCUGCGAAGGGCACAAUGGAUGGCAUUAUGAACACGGCCUCUGCAAGCAUGUCCAUGUACGCUUACCUUGCUCUCCUCAAGCCCCAGGGCAAGAUGAUCCUGCUUGGCCUGCCUGAGAAGCCUCUGCAGAUCUCUGCCUUCUCUUUGGUUACUGGGGGCAAGACUCUGGCCGGGAGCUGCAUGGGGAGCAUCAGGGACACGCAGGAGAUGAUGGACUUCGCAGCCAAGCACGGGUUGGCAGCGGACAUCGAACUGAUCGGCACCGAAGAAGUUAAUGAGGCCAUGGAACGCCUCGCCAAGGGCGAGGUCAGGUACCGCUUCGUCAUCGACAUCGGCAACACCCUCAACGCGGCAUCACUAGGGAGCUCGCCGGUCCCAGCUCUGUAGCUGCGGCACUUGUUGAUCAACAAAUGCUCACAUAAACAUAUUGUUGUUUGUCGAUAUAUCGUGCGAUAAGCAAGUAUAUUUGGAAUAAAAAGGAACUCAAUUUAAACGCAAGUAAUACUGUUUGUCUUAGGUCCUAUUUGGGCUUUGGUUUAUUGGGUACUGCAUAGUUUUGCCUUCGUCUAGUAGUCUAGUACUAGUAGUAACAGAUGAAACGAUGUACUGAGAGACAAAACCGGGGGCGUCAGUAACGGGAGCCGACUCAGAGGAUCUCGUCGCGAC